This is a messenger RNA of Sinocyclocheilus rhinocerous, 2295 nucleotides long. RefSeq names its product zinc finger BED domain-containing protein 1-like. The transcript is spliced from 3 exons. Lineage: Eukaryota; Metazoa; Chordata; Actinopteri; Cypriniformes; Cyprinidae. Bases 1579 to 2121 code for a protein of 180 amino acids. The record is from RefSeq and is a predicted model, not a curated record. Gene Ontology annotation, molecular function: protein dimerization activity.
GGUCCAUUGAUUGGUUUGAAUAAGAAACUCGCACACUAAUGUAUAAGAAGUACACAGUACUGUACAAUAGGGCUGUGCAAUUAAUCGGAUUUCGAUUUUGGGUCUCAACGAUCACAAAAACUGUGUAAUCGAGAAAAAACGAUUAUUCAGUUUUUCAAGUUAUUUUGGCCUGCGUUCCUAAUGACGCGCAUGCGCACUUUCGCCCCUCCCGAAGCUCGAACUCUCUCAGCCUAUACUGUCGGCAAAACAAGUCGCGUAUGUAGUAUCUGGUCGCAUUUAAAAAUCAGCGCGAGUGAAGAUGGCAGAACGAGAGCAGCCACAGAAAUCUUGGGUCAACAAAAGAGGUAAAAGCAAUUCCGUUGUUUGGGAACCGUUUGGAUUCGAAGAAGCGGAAGUGGAUCAAAAACAUAUUAAGUGCAAGAUUUGCUACGCGGUGGUGUCAGCACCGCUUGGUAACACCACAAAUCUUUUUAACCAUCUAAAAUUUAAACAGACCGACAUAUGACCAACUAAUAAUAAAGAAACAGAAAGAACAACCCCCACGACGUCCUCCACAACACAGUCAUCCAUUAAAGACUGACUCUUCAGUGCAACUCCUUAUCCAUCCAGCUCAGAAAAGCACAAAAAAAUAACAGAUGCCAUUGCAUACUUCUUAGCCAAAGACAUGUGCCCCAUUAGCACGGUUGAGAACGAAGGAUUCCAAAAAAUGAUAAAUACUCUGGACAAGCGUUAUGCUUUGCCAUCUCGACACCAUUUCACCAGAGUUGCUCUGCCUGCUUUAUAUGAAAAAUGCCGUGCAGAAGUGGCUAAUGAAGUGUCAAAAGCAGAGUACUUCGCCACCACAACAGACCUAUGGUCUAGCCGUACAAUGGAGCCAUACAUUAGCUUAACACUACACUUCAUCUGCGCCAAUUUCAAUUUGAAUACGAAAUGUCUCCAAACUGCGUUUAUUCCUGAAGACCAUACCGGGCAAAACAUAGCCCAUGGACUCAGGGAAGCUAUGGCUGCAUGGGGUUUAAACGAGGAAAACCUCACCUGCAUCACAACAUAAAGCCGGCAGCUGAGGUAAAUGGAUGGAUGAGGCUUCAGUAUUUCGGGCACAGACUCCACUUGGCCAUAGAGAAUGUAAUGAAGGAUCCUAGGGUCGACCGUGCAAUGAGGGUCUGCAAGAAGCUCAUCAGCAGCUUUUCCUAUAGUUGGAAAAAAAAGAGGGAACUUGCAGAGGCACAAAAGCAGCUGAAGACUCCCUUAAAACAGAAUGCCCAACCAGAUGGGGAUCUAGGCAGGCCAUGAUGGACAGAGUCCUUGAGCAGCAUAAGGCCAUUGCCCAGGUCCUUUCUAGCGACCGAAAACUCAGACAUCUCACCCUCUCUUGGCAGGACAUGGACGUACUGGAGGCCAUCAAUAAGUCUCUUAGCCCCCUUGUUGAAUUCAGUGACGCACUUUCUGGAGGGAAAUACAUAAGUGUGUCUUUUCUGAAACCAACCCUCCACCUCUUCAGAAAUUCAAUAUUGGAAGUGCAGGAGGAUGACACAGACCUUGCCAAAAGCAUCAAACAGAAGAUAGUAGACUACCUCAAUGACAAAUACAGCGACACAAGAGUUACUCGACAUGGCCUCUGCCCUGGACCCAAGGUUCAAGCUUAAAUAUGUCAACAAAGACAACCGAGGGUCUAUUGAAGACAGACUGACAGCAGAGAUGAAGAGUGUGAUGACUGACAUGGUGGAGAACGCCCCUCUUGAGACAGAGGAUGCUGCUACUGCUCCAAAGAAGAAGAAGAAGAAGAAGAAGAAGGAGGGCCUGGGCAGCUUCUUCAAGGUCACCACAGACAAAGCUGCUGGACCUCCUCUGCAACAGGACCAGGCCCUAACUGUUGAGCUACAGUCGUACCUGCAGACAGAGACACUGGAUGCUGAGGAAGACCCACUGAAGUGGUGGAGGGAAUCUCAGAGGAUCUACCCACGGCUUUCCAACCUGGCAAGGAAAUAUCUUUGUAUUCCAGCCACAAGUUCUUCAUCAGAGCGAGUCUUUAGCACUGGUGGAAAUAUUGUCUCCUGCUUGCGUUCAUCACUGAAACCAGAUCAUGUGAAUAGGCUGGUGUUUCUGGCUAAAAACCUUUAAGGCUUAGAUGUGUAACCCUAUCAGCAUUUUGGCCACGUUGGCCUGAAACAUGUUUACUUAGUCUAAAGAUGAAGUUAAACUUAUUUUCUGUUAGUUCUAAGCCAUGGUGGGCCAGCCUUAAAAUAUUAUUGGACUGAGACGAGUUACUGACUGGAGUUUGAUUGUUUAAAAUGU